Messenger RNA from Prunus armeniaca (apricot), 375 nucleotides. The record is from the annotation of a GenBank genome assembly. NCBI's taxonomy places the organism in Eukaryota, Viridiplantae, Streptophyta, Magnoliopsida, Rosales, Rosaceae.
AUGAACUUCCUGUCAAGUCUGUCUGCUUAUGCCAAACUAGUCGACCAUGGACAUCAGGCUAGCGACCUUGACACAUUCUCGAGCCAUUCCCUGGAUAAGCAAGAAGAAGUUGGCAUGUAUCAUCUUCGAAAGGGGAUGCUCGAUGAGUUGAUGAAGAAGAAUGCUAAAUUGAUCGAUAAGCUCUCGAACAAGCGGAUUCACCAUGAUGCUAGGAUGUUCGAGAUGAAGGAGAGUAUGUUUACGCUGAAGAGUUCAAUUGGCCAAAAAGAUGAUGAGCUCAAGUCUAUUGUUACUACCCUGCUCGAACUCAAAGAGGCCUACUUUCACCACGAACACAAGUAUGCCGUUCUUGCCCAAAACCGUGCAAGCUGCUAG